This is a messenger RNA of Paramecium sonneborni, 1266 nucleotides long. Lineage: Eukaryota; Ciliophora; Oligohymenophorea; Peniculida; Parameciidae. The record is from the annotation of a GenBank genome assembly.
AUGGAAACAGUUUCUUAACACAUCAAACAACUCAAUCAAAAGAAUCAAGAACUUUCUGUCUUAGAAAACAGAAUUGUUUAACUUAAAUAACAAUUAAAUUUACAAUAAGCAAACAAUAAUAUUUUAAAGUCUAAAGUUGAUAAGAUAGUUCAUUCCAAAAAAUAAAAGUUUUAUGAUUAAAUGAAGGUAAUCUCAUUACAAAACAAUUUAGCUUAAAUAGAUACUAUCAGAUAAUACUGUAAACAAUGAUGGUGUUCAGUAUUUGAUUUAGAGAAAUAGAUUGCUAUAAAAUGAAGAACUAAGAUAAACUAAACAAGAUAUGUUAGAAGAGAAGUAUCUUCAAACUUAAUAGAUGAAAUAAAAAUUAGAUUUGUAGAUGCUUUUAAAUUAAAAGAAGAGAGAUCAAUAACUAUUAGAGAAAUAGCAAUCAUAUGCUAAAGUGAUCAGAAUUAUAUUAUUUAAUAGAUAUCUGAAUGGGAAUUCAACUUAAAAUUAGAUCUUAGAUAAAGAUAGAUUGAUAAAAUAGAUAAAAUUAGAUCAGAAGAGAAGGAAUUUAAAGAAAAAUUAGCAAAUAGAAUGUAAGAAUAAUAGUAACUUUGUGAUUAAUUGUAAAAUGAAGAAUAAAUAUUAUUGAGGUAUUUUAAUAUUUGUUAAUUAUAAAGCAAAUUAAGAAAUUCUUAACAAUUUGGAAGUUCUCUAAAGAAUGAUUUAACAACUGCUUUAAAUUUAAGUAUCAAAGAAUAUAGCAAUAAUCUUAAUACAUCAAUUCCUGCUCAUAUAAAAUCAUAUAGUUCUUAAAAAUUACCAAAAGAAUAAUAAAAUAGUCCUUAUGCUUAAUUACCUACAAUGCUUUAAAUGAAGAUGAGUACAUAAAUUAAUAAGAGUAAAAAUAAUAAUGUUUCAUUUCGAGAAUCUCAAAUGAAAGAAUAUUAAUUUUCUCUGCCUUCUCUUUGUAAACCUACAUUUGUAGAAUAACAAUAACAUGUAGAUAGAUUAUAUUAAUCAAAAACAGUAAAGAAUAGUAAAUCAGAUUUGUAAUAAAUACUUAAUUAUUGUGAUUCCUAAGGAAAAAUAGAUUAGAAAUCAAAAUUUAGAAUAAAUUCAAAUGAAGUAAUAUAAAAUUAAGAGAGUAAUUCAUCAAUAAAAGAAAAUAAAUAGAAUUAAAAAGAUUAACAAUAAAUAAAAUAAUUAUCAUCAAAUGAAAUCAAAAAUAAUAAUGAAGAAGAAUCAGAUAAUCAUCAGAAUUAAUAAGAAGAAUAAUAAUGA